Melampsora larici-populina 98AG31 is the source of this 423-nucleotide messenger RNA. RefSeq lists its product as uncharacterized. Lineage: Eukaryota; Fungi; Basidiomycota; Pucciniomycetes; Pucciniales; Melampsoraceae. The record is from RefSeq and is a predicted model, not a curated record. Bases 1 to 423 code for a protein of 140 amino acids. The transcript has 5 exons.
AUGCUCACUUUCAUCAAAAGUCUAGUCUUGUUUGCGAUUUUGACCUAUUCCGUAUCUGCAACAUCUGUGGCAGCUCCGAAUUGUGGGCCAGCCAACAAGGUGACCCUUUCGGAUUGUACCAGUGCCUUGUCUACUUAUAACGCAGACGGAAAUGGCAUGGUCAUUCAAUCCCAGCCCAGCAACCAGAAAUCAUGUGGUGGAUGUCAGAUCAAUGUAUACACCAGAAAUGGUCGUGACCUCAGAUUCUCUAUGCGAGGUGCACAAGAAGCCUUAAAUUCCGUGUUAACAUCAUGUAGAAAUGGAUAUGGGUCUGUUAGUAUUGCUGAGCUGCUCACUCCGGGUCAAAGUUUUAGUCCCACAGUUCUUUCAGUGGAGAAAGGGUCUGGUAGAAAUUGUGGUUCAUAUAGUAAUUAUAAAGCAUAG